Hyphopichia burtonii NRRL Y-1933 is the source of this 560-nucleotide messenger RNA. Its product is annotated as mitochondrial 37S ribosomal protein mS38. Bases 45 to 389 code for a protein of 114 amino acids. Gene Ontology annotation, cellular component: mitochondrion. Gene Ontology annotation, biological process: mRNA processing. The transcript has a single exon. Lineage: Eukaryota; Fungi; Ascomycota; Pichiomycetes; Serinales; Debaryomycetaceae. The record is from RefSeq and is a predicted model, not a curated record.
UUCAUCUAAAGCACAAGCCUUACUAUUUGAAAGAGACUCUUAUCAUGUUCAGAAGUGUCUUCUCCCGAGGGGCUGCUGCAUUCGGUUCCCGAAUGUACGCUAGUAUAGCCAGACCGGUUUUAAGCAAGCCAACUUUUUUCAACUUGAACCAAUCCCCAGUCUCAAAAUCAUUCAUAAACCAAAUUCAAUUUCCACAAUCAUCUAUAGCUUCUAAUUUGAAUGCCUGGGAAACCCCGGGUUUAGAAGACACCGAUAUGUCAUUAGAAAACGAUAAUACCAUGUACAUGGACUCCGUGUUGAGAAAGAGAAGAUUAAAGAUGAAGAAGCAUAAGUUAAGAAAAAGAAGAAGAGCUCAAAGAUCGUUGAAGAAGAGAUUAGGUAAAAUUUAAGCAUCCUUUUCAAAAAAGCACGGAACUUCUAAUCCACCAUAUCGUAUUCGUUCAUGUCGUGUCACUUCCUAUGAAACCCAGAUAUAUCAUUUUCUCACGUCCUCAGAGUAAGUUCUCUAUAAAAAACAAUUCUGUAUAUACUUUCUAUUCAUUUAUCUAAUACAUCGAGUC